Molecule: messenger RNA, 2199 nt
Organism: Aspergillus ochraceoroseus IBT 24754
Lineage: Eukaryota; Fungi; Ascomycota; Eurotiomycetes; Eurotiales; Aspergillaceae
Product: Zn(II)2Cys6 transcription factor
Exons: 3
Coding region: 119-2083 (654 amino acids)
Biological process (GO): regulation of DNA-templated transcription
Molecular function (GO): zinc ion binding; DNA-binding transcription factor activity, RNA polymerase II-specific
Source: RefSeq, a predicted model, not a curated record
GCGGAACACGCGGAGUUUUCAUGAUUUUCAGAUACUUAGGCUUGCGGAGUUAGCGGAGCGGAGCUGGGCCAUUUAUUCUAUGUGGUAAGUUUUUUUUUUUUUUUCAAAGAGAGAGACGAUGGAUGAUACCCAGAGCCCAUCAUCAAUUGACCCAUCACCUUCCCGCAAGAGGAAACGGACUGCAUGUCAGGGCUGUAGAGACCGUCGUGUGAAGUGCGAUAACGGUCGACCAGCCUGCCAGUCCUGUCAGAAGGUGAAACUCCCCUGCGUCUACCCCGACGAGGAUGGACCUGGGAGCGCAUCAAGGUACGAUCCCGGGUCGGUGGAAAUCCUCCAACAGUUGCGUGAUAUUAGAGCAAUACUCGACCUUGUAUAUCGCGAACAAAAGACCCAGUCCGCAUCCUCUCCGUCUGCACAUCAAACACAAACACACCGCCACCACCCGCAAUCGAUCCUGGGCUCUAGUACCAGCCACUCGACUCCGGUCGCUUUCAGUAGUCGGCCAGCCGGUAUCCAUCACUGCAGUGAAUAUGGAUCAAGUAUAAGAAGUGUGGCCGGCGAAAGGCCACCCUUAGUUUUCGCGGGGAUCGGCGCUGAGUCCCUUCUUCGAUGGCCUCGAGUAAUAGAGAUCCUGGGCAGUCAGAUCCCGACUCAGUCAUUUGUACUUGAGUAUACGGUCAAUACAGAUGAAGCAGGCUGUGCGUCGACUUCGGAGCGCUCACGGUACGGUAUCCGUGAGGAUGAUUUUCUGCCCUUGUGUCGCCGAUUUCUCAAUCUCGUCCAUGUGCGGAACCCGAUUCUGGAGCCGAGCGACAUGGAACAGUACGCCAAAGAAGCAUCUGAGAAUGGGUUGAAAUGGGAUGCCAAGUCUUGUUUAGUGCUGUUAGCUUGCGCUCUGGGGUGUCUGGCAUCUCCUGGGUUUACAGAAGGAUCGACACUGCUCCUAAACCCAGUUGACGAUAGUUUACCUAAAGAUCAUGUUGAAUAUGAGCGAGCGGAGGCCUACUUUCAAGCAGCAAGCAAGCGGAUCGGCUACUUAGGCACCGGGCUACCAGACAUCCAGUGCCUUUACCUAGCAGGGAUAUACGAGAAACAUAUGCUACGAAUUCUCCAGGCGUGGUUUUGGACACAACAGUCUUGCGCCAGAUUACAUGCGUAUCUUCUGUGCAAAGGAACCCCGGUAUCAAGGGUUGACGGAUCUAGCCAAAAUGAUCACCGACUCGAGCAGCGUCUUUACUGGUCCUGCAUCAAGGCAGAAAGUGAAUUCAUGCGCGAUAUUCCUCUACCACGCAGUGCCCUCAUUGAGCUGAAAUACCCUGAUUCGUUCCCCUCGCCGCCUCUAGGUCCUUCUCGUCCCGAUGAAAGCAAGGAUACUGCAGAUAGCAGAGACGGGCCACUCAGCGAAAAUGAAGAGCGAAGCUGGCUGUUCUAUCUGGCAGAGCUAGCUUUGCGACGGACUUUGGAUCAAGCGCUGCCCCUGUUUUAUGUCCGGGAAGGCCCUACCACAUGGCUUCAGAACAUCGAUUACAUUGUUAAGCAGUCGAGCCACGUAGAAGAACAGCUGGACAUAUGGUACAACCAUUUACCCCCCGCUAUCCAGCCUGAUCUAGACCCGGAUAUCUCCCCAGAUGACCAGCUCCCGUUCUUUCUGCAGGGGCGACUAAUGGGUGCCCGGGAGGCGAUAUACCGCCCAGCUCUCUACUAUAUCCUCCACCACAAUGGGAGGGGGGGCGCCGAUAACUGGUCAGCGGUCUUGCCUCUUGCCAUUGAGUGCGUUCGACUCGCCAGGGCCAUGAUUAAGCAUUAUGCCCGGCAUAAGCGACAUGGAGGAAUCUGGUUCGCGCUCCGAGCUGUUUGGACUCAGUCUAUCAUUAUCCUCGCCACCGUGAACGCUGGGAUUGACUACCUGGAGCCACCAGCCGAUUGGCUAGAGCUGGUUCGGAUGUCGUUACAGAUGCUUCAGCAGUGGGGGUCGGAGUCGGCAGAUAUUAGGUCUAUGUAUGACGUGCUCGUGCGGGCAUUCUUAGCAACGACCAUCAAAUUGGGGAUUCGAGAAGACGAAAUCUUAACACCCGGUGCCUGAUUUAUGUAAAUCGGUCUGGUAUCGUUUGUGUCAAUAGCAGUACAACUGUAGAAGUGCACAGACAGAAUAAUAUACGUCCCGUCUCAGUCUAUCUACUCGGAUAGGCGGUAAUCUUG